AUGCCCCUUGCCAAUGAAAAGGAGCAGCAUGAGCUGGCGUUACCAGCUGCUGAGGAUGAUGAGCCAGAUGAUGGUGCCGAUCAUUACUUUAUAAUUUUGGAUUUCCACAACCCUCAGCUGUUGCCUGUGAUGUCUGAGCUCGGGAUUAACAUUUCAAGUGUAAUUAGAAUUUCUUCUGAGAAUUAUAAACCAUUGCAGACGUACUUGGAAGCAGCUAAACUUCAAGAACAAUCUUCACGUUCACCUGAAGUGGUAGAAGCAGAGAAAAGAAAGAAAGACGAAGCUAUCAAAGACCUGGAAAUGUUUUGGAAAUAUCUGGAGCCAGUUCUGAACAGUGGAAAACAUGGAUCAAGUCUCUUUGAUGUUGCCAGACUUCAUCACCUAGUUAAGGAGAGUGCCUUUCCCCCGGACUGGUCCGACAGAGGAGUGCUGCUGGCGUUUGGCACUGCGCUGUUGGGACGCCUUGCGUGUUUGAUGGACGACUGCCUGGACUGGAGGAGGCAGCAUCGUAACUACUUGGAAAACACCAGGUUUAUUAAUGUGCCUGCGUUAUCGGAGAGCAGAUCCACACGGCCGCCUGCAGCUGAGGCAAGGGUACAACCACCAUCACAGAUUACGCCUUCAAAGAAAAAAGGGCAAGCAGAAGAAUUUCUGCCUACAGUAAUUUUGUCACAGGAGGAAGAAGCUUCUCUUUUGGCUACUUCUGUGGACAUGAGGCAUUACAAUGACUUGCUGAGUCAGAUUCCUGAGGAAUACAUUUCUGUACCCUUAAUACUGAGCUGCAUGUUGGAACAGGUUAUUGCAAGUGAAGAAGACCUUACGCCGCCUAGUCUGGUGGUGCCAGAGCCCCGGGCAGAUGGGCUACAUCACACCCUUGCAGACCAUAUAGCCUCUAUCCUUCCUUCUCUUUCACUUUCCCAGAGGGAAAAAAAGAAUCUGCAUGACUACUUUUCCCCUAACUAUAGCAAGAAAAAGACUGUCACCCCCAAGUACCCUCUGUUAUUUAACUACCAUGAUACCCUGGCUCAGCGGUUGCACCCCCUGAAGGUCCAGGAGAACUUAAAUCCAGAAAAGAUUGAACAUGAAAUGAUGGAUAAACUGCCUCUUACAGAACUUAUCCAUUUCACUCUUCCCUCAGCUGAAGACAACACUAAACGCUUGGCCAGAGUUCACGAGCUCAGGCAUCAUUGUACCAGUGAACUUCUGAGUUGGGCUGAAGUAGAAAGAGCCUUCAGAGUGUUUACUUUUGAAAGCCUGAGGCUGACGGGCCUGAGUGACUCUGGUCUCCUGGAGAGCUCUGGAUCUAUGGUUGGAGCUGGUUCUGAAGUGUCUUACAUCCCUUGGGAGAAUCCAGCCCGCUUUGCAAGACAGCUGAGACAACUGUUCCUUAUGGAAAAGAGGCUUAGUGAGAAAUCUCCAAGAGGCUCUGGACAUACAGAUGCAAAUGGAAAAGAUGGAAGAGAUGGUCUGGCUGAUCCUGUUUUGAACAAAGAAUUGGAUCUUUUUAUUUCUGAUACGGUAAGUCUGGAAAAUUGUGGCCUAGGACCAAACCUGGAAGAAAUAAAAAAGACACAGAGGCGUUGUUUGACAGACUGGAGCUUCGCUGAGCAUUUUCAACCCCAUGUUCUUCUCCAGGUUCUUCAUACUGCGUCCCAGGAAUACAGAUGUAUUGAUUCCUUUUAUCACACCCAGGAUAACUCUUUGCUAAUGGUUCUUCACAAUCCUAUGAAUCAGUAUCGCUCGUGCCAGGAGAUUUGGGAUGUUGCAUUGCACUCCGAUGUUGGAUUCAGGAGCUAUCUUGAGCUGGUGGCCAGCUCCAUCGAAGACUGGGUGAAAGAGGAAGAAGUCAAAUACCAAGAAGAGAAGAUGGCUAAGGAGAGAGAAUCUCUUAGGCUGGAAAAAGCCAUGGCAGAAGGACUUUUCGAAUCUUCUGCAUGCGCUGUCAAAAAAAAUGACUUCCCUAAGAAAGCCAAAAGCACCACAUCAGGACCUCAGAGCAUAAUGGAGACCGUUCCAGAAUCUCAGUCCAACAAUGAAAAACGUCUCUUUAUCAGAGAAGGUUCCCUAAAGUUUCUUGGCUACAAUACAGGGGAGGAUCUCAUUCAAGUAUCAGGAACCAAUCAAUAUCUUUUCCCAUCUGAUGGAGGACAGAUUCAAGUGGAGAAGAUAAAGUUUGUAAAAGGUCCAACUUUGGUGAAGGUGAAAGUGAUAAAAGACAACCACAAUUUCUUCAUUCAUAUCACAGACCCCAAGGAAAACUUAAAAGAAAUUGAAGUGCAAGAAAGUAAUGAGGAACAGAAAUUUAGAUCAGGAAAAUUGAAAAAUCGAAAGAAAGCGGUGAGCAAGUUUGGAUCUUUUUCAGCCACCUUGGAAAAUGGAAUCCAUCUGUCCCUGAGCUAUUAUGGACCUACAGGGAAGACAGCAGAUGAUGAAACAGAUCCUGUUUUAGAAAGAAUUGUGAACAUCCCUUCCGUUCAUAUUCCGACCGUAAUUUCUCCUGUUACAUCAGCUUCAGGAAAAAAAGAUAAGUCCGUCAGACAAAGAUCAGGAAAAUCUCUGGCAUCUACAAAGGCAAACCAUGGCAUAACAGGCCCUCCCCCUGAUCACCUGGCAAAGCAAGAGGAAGGAAAG
Molecule: messenger RNA, 2631 nt
Organism: Tauraco erythrolophus (red-crested turaco)
Lineage: Eukaryota; Metazoa; Chordata; Aves; Musophagiformes; Musophagidae
Source: RefSeq, a predicted model, not a curated record